AUGGGUAUCAGCAAUGCACGCAUCUUCUUCCUCUUCUACUCAUCCAAAAUGCUUUUCUGGCUCUUCCUUCUGCUCGAGAUCAUCGCCGUCGCAAAAGUUCGUAGCCAGACUUCAACUCAAGGAUUCAUCAGCAUUGACUGCGGAAGCUCGACGAACUACACCGACGACACCACCGGCAUACCGUAUGUUACCGACUACCCAUUCACCGACGACGGCGUGAACUCCCAAGUCGCCUUCGAGUACAGCUGGUCCUCGCAACUGACAACCCUUCGGAGCUUCCCCAACGCUACCCGGAGCUGCUACGCCCUGAAGCCGGUGAUUAAGUCCAGCAAGUACUUGCUUAGGGGCACCUUCAAGUACGGGAACUACGACGGCCUGAACAGAGCCAGCACCGUGAAGCCCCUGCAGUUCGAUCUCUACUUCGAUGCUAAUUUCUGGCAGACGGUGAGCAUCACGGAUCCGAGUAGCUAUUUCCGGUACGAGGUUCUCGCGGUGGCGAUGGCCGACUCUGUUUCGGUUUGUUUGGUGAACACGGGAUCGGGAACGCCGUUCAUCUCGGUGCUCGAGUUCCGGCCGCUUCCUGACGUCAUGUAUCCGGCUGUCAGCGCCACGCAAUUUCUAAUCACUAACAUGCGUCUUAACAUCGGACCUCCACUGAAUUCUGCAUCCGUAAGGUACCCGGAUGAUCCCUACGACCGGCUUUGGAAACCAUGGACGGAUUCCGAUGCCUUUACCGAGAUCACCACCGCUGAAUCCAUCGAAAGCAGCACCAAUGAUCAUUUCCAGCCGCCGUCCAUCGUCAUGCAGAGCGCUGCCACUCCUUCCGACGACUCCAGUACUGUCAUGGAGUUCUGGUGGGACCACUCCUUCUUCGGCCUUACCGGCGACAGCGUGUACGUCAACUUCUUUUUCACAGAGUUCACGCCCAACACCGCGAGGACACUGCAUUUACAACACCGGUCCCAAUGUCCCAAGUGA
This is a messenger RNA of Zingiber officinale, 978 nucleotides long. RefSeq names its product senescence-induced receptor-like serine/threonine-protein kinase. The transcript is spliced from 4 exons. The coding region runs from base 1 to 978 and encodes 325 amino acids. The record is from RefSeq and is a predicted model, not a curated record. Lineage: Eukaryota; Viridiplantae; Streptophyta; Magnoliopsida; Zingiberales; Zingiberaceae.